This is a messenger RNA of Pyrus x bretschneideri (Chinese white pear), 1410 nucleotides long. Its product is annotated as polygalacturonase. Gene Ontology annotation, biological process: pectin catabolic process; anther dehiscence; fruit dehiscence. The record is from RefSeq and is a predicted model, not a curated record. The coding region runs from base 1 to 1410 and encodes 469 amino acids. NCBI's taxonomy places the organism in Eukaryota, Viridiplantae, Streptophyta, Magnoliopsida, Rosales, Rosaceae. The transcript has 9 exons. Gene Ontology annotation, molecular function: polygalacturonase activity.
AUGGCUCCUCAGAAGAAUGAACUCAUCCUAUUCAUUAUCAUCACCCUUCCCUCCUUUGUUUUAUGUUAUAGCAGUUUACAUGAGAAGCAACUCAUCGACAAGAAUGUUGACGAAGCAUCUGAAUUUGAUUCCAAAGCGUAUCCAUCGUACCUCAACACGAUCGACGAUGGCAGUGACUUGUUCAAGGGCUUGAUAAAGGAAAGUGCAGAUGUCCUAUGCUUAAGGAGCUUCGAUAAAGUGGAUAGCAGCACUUCAUCUUCGGCUGAGACGGUCAGUGUUUAUGAUUUUGGAGCUGAGGGUGAUGGAGAAACUGAUGACACAAAGGCUUUUGAGAAGGCUUGGAAGGUAGCUUGUUCAUCUAAGGAAGCUGUUCUGGUGGUGCCUAAGAAGACGUAUCGUAUUAAACCAAUCCGAUUUUCAGGUCCUUGCAAAUCUCAACUUACAGUGCAGAUUCUCGGAACGUUAAUAGCUUCUGAUGAUCGAUCUGACUUCAGCAAAGAUGGUAGACACUGGCUUAUCUUUGACAAUGUUUCCAAUUUGGUGGUUGAAGGUGGUGGAGCCAUCAAUGGCAAUGGGAAAAAUUGGUGGCAAAAUUCAUGCAAAACCGAUCAAUCUAAGCCCUGCAAGGACGCACCAACGGCACUCACCUUCUAUAAGUGCAAGAAUUUGAUGGUGAGGAACCUGAAAAUUCAAGAUGCACAACAAAUUCAUGUGUCUUUCCAGAAAUGCAUGAACGUUGAAGUUUCCAAUCUCUCAAUAACUGCACCAGAAAAAAGCCCCAACACCGACGGAAUUCAUGUUACAGACACUCAAAACAUAUUGAUCACAAGCUGUGUCACAGCCACAGGUGAUGAUUGUCUUUCUAUUGUAAAUGGAUCCAAAUUGGUGCAAGCUUCGAACAUAACCUGCGGACCAGGCCAUGGUAUCAGUAUUGGAAGCUUGGGAUCUGGAAACUCAACAGCAUAUGUUUCGGAUAUUACAGUGAAUGGAGCAAAACUUUAUGGAACUACAAAUGGAGUUCGGAUCAAAACGUGGCAGGGAGGGUCAGGAAGUGCAAGCAAAAUCAGAUUUCAAAACAUUGAAAUGCACAAUGUUACCAACCCCAUACUUAUAGACCAAUAUUACUGUGACAGAAAGAAACCGUGCAAAGAACAGAGAUCAGCGGUUGAAGUAAAAAAUGUGGUGUACAAAAACAUCAAAGGAACAAGUGCUUCAGAUAUUGCUAUAAAAUUCGAUUGCAGCAAGAGCUUCCCUUGUCUGGGGAUUAUAUUGCAAGAUAUUAACCUCCAACACGAAGGAAGGAAAACAGCUAAAGCUCUGUGCAACAAUGUUAAUGUGACUAGCAUAGGAGUUGUUUGCCCGCUUUGUCCUAAAUUAGAAGGGCAAUAUGAGACUUGCCAAUGUCUAUGA